Mucor mucedo is the source of this 1117-nucleotide messenger RNA. Its product is annotated as rab-GTPase-TBC domain-containing protein. Gene Ontology annotation, molecular function: GTPase activator activity. The coding region runs from base 250 to 915 and encodes 221 amino acids. Lineage: Eukaryota; Fungi; Mucoromycota; Mucoromycetes; Mucorales; Mucoraceae. The record is from RefSeq and is a predicted model, not a curated record. Gene Ontology annotation, biological process: activation of GTPase activity. The transcript has 5 exons.
UUUUUUUUUUUUUUUUUUUAAUAGUUAUCUGACAGACAUUAUGUUCUCUCAGGGCCUAAACAAUAUUCCGACUAAAUAAGCCAUAAUCUAUUAAAAAGGAUGUCAAUAUGACGUGCCAGAGAGAGAGGGGUCGUAUUUAGUAGGAGUUCAGAGACACUGUGAGAUUUUUUUGUUUUUCGUUUUUACACAGCAAGGAGAAAAAAAAAACUUUUUUUUAAUUAAAUAUUUAUUGAGCUUUGACUUGCAAGUAUGAAUCAUGAUGAAGAAGAAACUUCUUACUUGACUGAUUUUCAAGAGAUUCUACAAUCUGAAGUCUACGUAGACUUGGAACGGUUACGUAUAUUAGCACGACAUGGCGUGCCUAGUCAAUUACGUGGUGAGGUUUGGAAGUAUUUGCUAGGCGUGCAACAAGCAGAUCGUUCAAGAGAGUUAAGUUCUUGCAAGGCCAGAAGUGAGGAAUAUGACCAAAUGGAUAAAGAGAAUAGCGAUAUUGCUAAACGCAUUCGAGCAGAAGUCUCCAGAUACCAACGCAGAGUACCCCAGCUUGAAGGCAAAGAAAACGUUCAAGUCUUUGUCAAUAUAAUCCUGGCCUACCUCAACUCUAACCAUGAUGUCGAAUACAGUGCCAGCUUAGUUGCUCUCUGUGCCCCAUUCAUUCAUGUUCUCGACACCGAAUGCGAUGCUUACUUUUGCUUUGAGAAACUCAUGCAAGCCAUGGAAGAACAUUUUCUAAAUGUUAGUCUCAAGGAACAAGUGGCUCAGUUCAUGACCCUGUUUCGGUGUGGAUUACCGGAGCUUUGUAGUUACUUUGACGAUGAAGAGGUGGAUAUCAAUGAAUGGUCGACAUCUUGGUUACAGAAUCUGCUGGCUAAAGAGAUGCGCUUUGAGAAUCUUGUCCGCCUAUGGGGUAUAUGACUGAUGGCAUAUGUAUUUCUAUUUGAUUUGUAUAUGAACAUACCUUUCUUUAUUAGAUUCUUACUUUGCAAUGACGGAUCCUUUUGCAUUUCAUCCAUUUGUGUGUCUCUCCAUCUUGUUGUGUGUGAAGGAGGCGCUUGAGGAUUUAGAACAGUCAGAAAUUAGAACAAUGUUACUUCGAUUACCUCUUUUGAACAUGGAA